AUGAAACCUAGCGGAACAAUUGAUGGUAUUUUGACUGCUUCUGAUUAUAGAAGUUCAAAAUCCUCAAAAAACAAUAAUUAUCUGAAGGAGCAUGAUAACGAAAGAAAAGGUGAUUUCAAAAUUUUUACGGAUGCUUCAUUAAACAAAGGAGUAAUCAUACCUGCCAGACGACCUGCCUCACCUUCAAAAGCUAAAGCCGAAUUUUUUGCUACUUGUGCGAACUGUAAAGGUGUAUACACCAAGACCAAUUUACGUCAUCAUUUUGCUCAGUGCACAAAUAAUGAGAUUAGUGUCAAAGGCGUAUUAAAAAAAGCUCGUAUUACAGUUGAUCGUAUACACGAACGCGCAUCAGAAGUUUUACGCCAAAAAGUAAUUCCAUGUAUGAAGGAAGAUGCCGUACUCCGAUGUAUAAGAUAUGACCUGCUUAUUAUGUUAUAUGGGAAUGAUUUAUGCUUAAGACAUCGCCAGCCAUACAUGCAUAGACUGAUUCGGGCUAACUUACGUCUAUGUGGGCGGUUUUUGAUCCAUGUUAAGGAGUUGGAUCCGAAAAUAUCCGAUUUUAGUUCAUUGUAUGAUCCAUCUAAAUACUACUUUCUUCUUAAUGCCAUUGAUACGUUUGCAGGUGUCAACGAAUCCACUGGACAUUACCAUAAAGCUGGAAAAGCGACUGAAAUUGCAAAACAUAUAAACAAAAUUGGCGAUAUUUACAUAGGAGAAUGUAUUUUUAAUAAAGAGCCUGACAAGCAAAAACAAAUUUCUGAUUUUCUGAGCUUAUGUAAAAAAGGAUUUAGUACAGUGACAAACAAAACUGCUAAUGAGACCCUUGUUGCUCGUCAACGAGAAAAAACCGUGGAAAUACCAUCAACAGUAGACAUCAUGCGUUUAUGUCAAUAUCUGGACAAACUCAUCAGUACCAACUACGAAAGUUUGAAAAAUAAAUUUUCUUAUUCUGCGUGGAGACAAUUAGCUGAAACUGUUUUGACAAGAGUUCAAGUAUUCAACCGACGUCGUGCAGGUGAAGCUGAACGUUUGUAUAUAUCUGACUUUAAUAGAGUACAAACGAUCAAAAAGGACGACGAGGACUUCCAAAAUUUGAGUGAGGAAGAAAGAAAAGCGGCAAACGAGUAUGUUAGAGUUGAACUGAGAGGAAAACUAAAUGGAUGUGUUCCUAUUCUACUCACACGAAGAUGGCAGAAUGCUCUGAAACUGAUUUUAAAUCACCGAAAAAAAGCAGGCGUCAGUUCGAAGAAUUUAUAUGUUUUUGGUAUAGAUGGAAAAACAGAU
Messenger RNA from Cotesia congregata, 1284 nucleotides. NCBI's taxonomy places the organism in Eukaryota, Metazoa, Arthropoda, Insecta, Hymenoptera, Braconidae. The record is from the annotation of a GenBank genome assembly.